This is a messenger RNA of Choloepus didactylus (southern two-toed sloth), 3121 nucleotides long. It is a transcript of the gene PRDM8, whose product is annotated as PR/SET domain 8. Gene Ontology annotation, cellular component: nucleus. The transcript is spliced from 4 exons. Bases 272 to 2335 code for a protein of 687 amino acids. The record is from RefSeq and is a predicted model, not a curated record. Lineage: Eukaryota; Metazoa; Chordata; Mammalia; Pilosa; Megalonychidae. Gene Ontology annotation, molecular function: protein binding. Gene Ontology annotation, biological process: regulation of DNA-templated transcription.
CUCUCUCUUUCUCUCUCUCUCUCCCCCUCUCCUCCCCUCUCUCUCUCCCUCCCUCUCUCCCUCUCUUUCUCCCUCUCCCUGUCCCUCUCCCUCUUUUCUCACCUCUCCAUUUCUGUCUCCUCUCCUUAAGCAGAGCCUACAGGACAGCAACACCAACACCUCUUGACAUGGAAAUACACUGAUACAAUAGGCAAAAAAGAAACACUCGAUUGCAUCUCCCUGGUUCCAGGUAGCCUUAUUUGGGCGAUUCAUUUCUGACCCUAUUACUGUGAUGGAGGAUUCCAGCAUCCAGCGAGGUAUUCUGGAUGGAGAUGCCAAGGCUGUCCAACAAUGUCUGACAGAUAUUUUUACCAGCGUUUAUACAACCUGUGAUAUCCCUGAGAAUGCUAUAUUCGGCCCCUGCAUCCUGAGCCACACUUCUCUGUAUGACAGUAUAGCUUUCAUUGCUCUAAAGUCCACAGACAAGAGAACAGUCCCUUAUAUCUUCCGGGUGGACACUUCAGCGGCAAAUGGUUCCUCGGAAGGUCUCAUGUGGCUGCGCCUGGUCCAGUCAGCCAGAGAUAAAGAAGAACAGAAUCUUGAAGCCUAUAUAAAAAACGGACAGCUCUUUUACCGCUCCCUCCGCAGGAUUGCCAAAGACGAGGAGUUGCUUGUUUGGUACGGGAAAGAACUGACCGAGUUACUCUUGCUCUGUCCCUCUAGAUCCCACAGCAAAAUAAAUGGAUCGUCCCCUUACACAUGCCUGGAAUGCAGCCAGCGUUUCCAAUUCGAGUUUCCCUAUGUAGCGCAUCUGCGCUUCCGCUGCCCCAAGAGGCUGCACAGCGCUGAUAUGAGCCCCCAAGACCAGCAAGGUGGCGGCGUAGGUACCAAGGACCACGGGGGCGGCGGCCGCAAAGACCAGCAGCAGCAACAGGAGGCACCCUUGGGUCAGGGCCCCAACUUUUGCAAAGCUGGCCCCAUUCACCACUACCCAGCCCUUUCUCCCGAGAGCAGCAACCCACCCACAGCCGGCAGUGGCGGCGGCGGCAGUAGCGGCACGAAACCAUCCACGGACUUUCACAAUCUGGCUCGGGAGCUGGAAAACUCCCGGGGAGGCAGCAGCUGCUCCCCAGCCCGCAGCCUUGGCAGUUGCAGCAACGGCAUCGGCCACCAGGAGGCGGAGCUGAGUCCCGACGGCAACACCACGGGCGGCGCCAAAGGGAAGAGGAGAUUCCCGGAGGAGGCGAUGGAGGGCAGCGGUGGUGCAGGGCUGUUGGGGUCCCGAGGCCGCUUCGCCGAGCGGCCUCUACCGGCCUCCAAAGAGGACCUGGUAUGCACGCCGCAGCAGUACCGCACAGCGGGCAGCUAUUUCGGCCUUGAAGAGAAUGGUCGCCUGUUCGCGCCGCCCAGCCCAGAGACUGGCGAGGCAAAGCGCAGCGCCUUCGUGGAAGUGAAGAAGGCGGCCCGCGCGGCCAGCCUGCAGGAGGAGGCGGCAGCCGACGGCGGGGGUGCGGUCGUCGAGGACCAGGACGCGGGCGGCGGCGGUAGCUCCUCCACGCCUGCGGCCGCAUCGCCGGCAGGCGCUGAGAAGCUGCUGGCCCCGCGGCCGGGCCCCCCCCUACCCAGCCGACUAGAGGGCGGCAGCCCGGCGCGGGGCAGCGCCUUCACUUCGGUGCCGCAGUUAGGCGGUGCGGGCGGCUCCGGCGCGGGGGGCGGCGCGGGCGGCGGGGCGGCGGGCAGCGCGGGCGGCGGGCAAGGGGCAGUGUCCGACGAUCGCAAAAGCGCUUUCUCGCAGCCGGCUCGUUCUUUCUCGCAGCUGUCCCCGCUGGUGCUGGGCCAGAAGCUCGGCGCGCUCGAGCCUUGCCACUCCGGCGACGGCGUGGGCCCCACCAGACUCUAUCCUGCCGCCGGCGACCCUCUGGCUGUGAAGCUGCAGGGGGCCGCGGACCUGAACGCGGGUUGCGGGGCCCUGCCUGGCGGCGCCGGCGGCAACGGCCUAUCCAAACAGAGCCCCUUCCUCUACGCCACCACUUUCUGGCCCAAGAGCUCGGCGGCGGCGGCGGCGGCGGCGGCGGCUGCGGGGCCCUUGCAGCUGCAGCUGCCCUCGGCACUCACGCUGCUGCCGCCCUCCUUCACCUCGCUGUGUCUGCCCGCGCAGAACUGGUGCGCCAAGUGCAACGCCUCCUUUCGCAUGACCUCCGACCUUGUGUACCACAUGAGGUCGCACCACAAAAAGGAGUACGCCAUGGAGCCCUUGGUGAAACGGCGGCGAGAGGAAAAACUCAAGUGCCCCAUUUGCAACGAGUCGUUCAGGGAGCGCCACCACCUUUCCAGGCACAUGACCUCGCAUAACUGACGCGGAAAGGACCCCGACUUUCCACGCGCGCACACGCACAGUCAAGCCGCCUGCAGGAACGAGCAGACGAAGACAUUCACCAUCUUGCGCCCCAAAACACUGCACCCAGACACAUUAUCUCUCUCCCUCUCUCGCCCCACCCUCGCACGCACGUACACACACGAACGCACGAUCAUGAGAAGAGCCUUCUCAUUUAAAUGUUUAGUGCGACACACACACACACGCACGCACACACCCGAGACAGGAUGGUGGAAUUUUGACUGGGCGGGUUGUUUGGUGGAUUUUCCUUUGAAUGCACUCAUUUUCACUUUCCCCAAAACAAAGGUACAUUUUUAAAAAUGUCAUAUAUUGCAACAUAUUGAUGCAUUUGUCAUACGUUUCUACUUAAAUUAUUAAGCACUUACGGUUUAGAUGUAAUAAUUAUAUGUAAGGGCAAAAUUUAUUUUAGAUAUAAAGUAAAGGAAGAGGGUGAGAUGCUUCCUGCAUUUCUUGAUGACAGUUUGUGUUCUUAUAAACAAAAACAAAAUGGAUAAAAGGGGUCGCAAUUCAAUUUAAGUUUUCAGGGGGAAGUGCAUGUAUCAUGAAAUGAUUAUGGACUUCAAUGAAGAAUGUCAUCGAUUAUGUAAAUAAGUAUUUCCUUUUAAUACAAAGUGUAAUUUUGUGUCAGUGAAAUGGAGUCUGAAUAGUUAUGUGUUUCUUUUUUUCCUUGAAAGAUUUAUUAAACUUUAUAGUUUAUCCGGGUAUGCUGGAUGCUUUGACAAUAAAUGACUAUUUUCUUCAAAGCAA